Messenger RNA from Psammomys obesus (fat sand rat), 2148 nucleotides. It is a transcript of the gene Ahrr, whose product is annotated as aryl hydrocarbon receptor repressor. The coding region runs from base 46 to 2148 and encodes 700 amino acids. The record is from RefSeq and is a predicted model, not a curated record. NCBI's taxonomy places the organism in Eukaryota, Metazoa, Chordata, Mammalia, Rodentia, Muridae. Gene Ontology annotation, cellular component: nucleus; aryl hydrocarbon receptor complex. Gene Ontology annotation, biological process: regulation of transcription by RNA polymerase II. Gene Ontology annotation, molecular function: transcription cis-regulatory region binding; nuclear receptor activity; protein dimerization activity. The transcript is spliced from 11 exons.
CGGGCGCGCCCGGUCUUCUGCGCCCCGCCUGCCCCGGGAUCAAAGAUGAUGAUUCCAUCGGGAGAGUGUACGUAUGCUGGUAGGAAGAGAAGGAAACCCAUUCAGAAGCGGAGGCUUACCACGGGGGCUGAGAAAUCAAAUCCUUCCAAACGGCACCGGGACCGCCUCAAUACAGAGCUGGACCACCUGGCCAGCCUGCUGCCAUUUUCACCUGACAUCAUCUCCAAGUUGGACAAGCUUUCCGUCCUGCGUCUCAGCGUUAGUUACCUCAGGGUGAAGAGCUUCUUCCAAGCCUUGAGAGAGACAUGUGUCUGGCCAGCUCCAUCCCUGUCAGCAGAAGACCAUCCACACAGAGAGUGCCCUGUGCAGGAAGGACGGUUGUUGCUGGAGUCUCUCAAUGGCUUUGCCCUGGUGGUGAGUGCAGAAGGGAUGAUCUUUUAUGCAUCAGCAACAAUUGUGGACUAUCUGGGCUUCCAUCAGACAGAUGUAAUGCACCAAAACAUUUAUGACUACAUCCAUGUGGAUGACCGACAGGACUUCUGCAGACAGCUCCACUGGGCCAUGGACCCUCCACAGGUGGUGUUCGGGCAGUCCCCACAUGCUGACACAGACAAUACCAUCCUGGGGAAGCUGCUUAGGGCUCAGGAAGGGGGCAAGGGAUUGCCUUCCGAGUACUCGGCCUUCUUGACACGCUGCUUCAUUUGUCGUGUUCGCUGUCUGCUGGACAGCACCUCUGGCUUUCUGACUAUGCAGUUCCAAGGAAAACUAAAAUUCCUAUUUGGACAGAAGAAGAAGGCACCAUCAGGAACCGUACUGCCUCCCCGGCUCUCAUUGUUCUGCAUUGUGGUGCCAGUCCUGCCUUCUGUGGCUGAAAUGAAAAUGAAAAGUGCCUUCUUGAGGGCGAAGCACAGGGCAGACAUUGUGGUUACAAUGGAUUCAAGGGCAAAAGCUGUUACAAGUCUGUGUGAAUCAGAAUUGCAUCCCAAACCCAAUUACAUAGCAGGAAGGAGCAAUGGAGAAAAUGGCAUUUCUCUCUUUAGGGGACAAACAGAUAGGAGCUACUGGGCCCAGGCUCUAGCCAGGCCUUCGUGUCUAUGCCUCAGGGGUGGUUCUGACCUCCUGGAUCCCAAGGGGACUUCAGGGGACAAAGAAGAGGACCAGAAGCAUGUACUAAGGAGAUCCCCUGGUGCCCGGGGCCAGAGGGAGAUGCACAAGUACAGUUAUGGCUCGGAGACACCAGUACGCUUGAGGCACCUGAACUGGAACAUAGAACAGCGAAGUCAGGAGGACCCUACCAAGCUGACUCGACAGCCCAGUAAGAAUGAGUCCUCCACAUGUCUGGCACCCUAUGGUUCCUGUGUGCCCUACUCUGGGAGCCAGGGCAUGUUUGGGGUCAGCAAUGUGGCUUCUUUCAGAGAUUCACCAGACCAUCCCACUGGUGCCUACUGCAGCCAAAUGAACAGAUCCUUGCAGGAGAUCCACCAGCGCCAGAUGGAGCCUUCCCCUUGUCAUGUCCCCCAGGGCAGCCUGGGAUCGAGAACCCCUCUGCCUGGAACGCAGCGCUUCACAGCCAGGGGCCUUUCGACAGAGGAUGCAAAAUUGCCCAGCCUGCCAGUGACCAUCGGAACCCCAUGUAAUCCAGUAUUGUCACUGGAAGUGCCGAUCAAGAGGGAAAGUGAGUCUGGAUCCCAGGAUAUAGCUGAUGCCAGCACAACUAGCCAGGUGUGGCUGGGAGCCAGUGACAUGGCUAGGAGGCAUCUGGUCAGUUUCCCAGCCAGGUUGCACCUGAAAACAGAACCUGACUAUAGGCAACAGGUCUGUACCCCACACCUUGGGCAUGGUAUGCUGGGAGCUAAUCCCCACAGCAAGGAUACUGUCGGAUCCUGCAGGGAGCAGGCUCCUCUUUAUCCUACACAUUGCACCUGCCUGGAUCCAGAGCUUCCUCCUCAACUCUUCAUGCAGGGCCACAGUGAGAGCCAGCACCCUCCUUUGGGCCAAGGCUGCAGAGCUCCUAUUGUUAAGCGUGAGCCCCUGGAAUCACCAGCCUGGACCGUACCUGGUCAGGUGGCUGUGCCCAGGGUGUUCCCUAAGAGUGCCUCUAUAACUGUGAUCCCACCCAAAGGCUCCAAUGGAAUUUUCCUACCCUAG